UCGGGACGCACACGGCAGUCCGAUGGAGGCGGUGGUUUUGUAUGACUAUGAGAAACAGCAAGGCGAUGAGCUGAAUCUCAAGGUUGGAGAGGUCAUUACCAAUGUCACACAGGUGUAUCACGGCUGGUGUGAGGGGACCAAGGAUGGGGAGAGGGGGGUGUUUCCUGACAACUUUGUGAAGAUGAGGCCAACCACAGAAGAUGUGCCCUCUCCAGCUGAGAGAGAACAACAAUCUGAAAAGACCACACCCCCCACAGAGCCAGCUUCCGGAGAGUCCACAGAUACCGGUGAGAUGCCCAAGGGCCAGAGAGGCAGGGUAUUGUACAGAUUCGAAGCAGAGGGUUCUGAUGAGAUAUCACUGGAGCCCGGACAGAUAGUGGAUGUGCUGUCGGAUGAAGGUGACGGAUGGGGUCAAGGUCGAAUUGGAGAAAACGAGGGAUACAUCCCCCUCAACUAUGUGCAACUUCUCGACUUCACCCACCCACAAGCCACCGAGACCCCACCCCUUGUCACACCCACAGAGUCAGCUUCCGGAGAAGACAUAUAUGAUAAUGGUCCAGGUUCUACCCAAUAUGACCCUUUUUCAGGUUAUGACAAUAAAGGAAUGGAUGUACCAGGUCCUUUUGACGAAUAUUACGACCCUGUUCAUAUACAACCAGGUUCUAGGAAUACAGGAAUGGAUUUACCAGAGCUUUACAAGGAAGUGGAGCUACCUAAACCACCAAGUCAGGCAAACAGAGUCAGGAAAGCAAAGGUGUUGUUUAAGUUCGAGGCAGAUGAGUCUGAUGAGCUGUCACUAGAGCCUGGUCAGGUGGUGGAAGUGCUGGGGGAGGAUAUGAAAGUCCGUGGCUAUUGGCGCGGUCGAAUUAAUGGGAGGGAGGGCAUUUUUCCUUUCAACUGUGUGGAAGUCCUUCUUGAGAGACCCCCUCGGGAUUCAAGCCCUCCCUCUAGUAGAGACUGGGAAGGGCAAAGAGCGUCCAGCCAAACCCCGUAUGAGAAUUUCCCCCCAGAACUUGGAGAGUGGGAAAUGACCUCUGAUGAAGAGGCGCAAGCAUUCCUUGAAGAAGCCAUGAAGCAGGGCUAUGUGGAGGUGACACUGGUGAAAGUGAUUGUGGAGGGACCUGCAGGUGUCGGCAAAACCAGUGUCAUAUACCUUCUCCUUGGAAAGGCUCCUCCAGAGAAAAGACACAGCACUGGCUGUGCUGAGCGAGCAAUUCGAGUGAUACGAGUGGGCAAGGAGGGAGGAAAAUGGAGCGAGAUUUCAGCCAAAGAGUUCCAGGAAAUGAUUGCAGAAGCAGUUCCGGUUCUUUAUAAGGAACUCAGAGCUACAGGAAAAGGAAUGGAAGCACUGGAAGAAGUUUUGUCUAGCUUGGAACUG
Molecule: messenger RNA, 1378 nt
Organism: Geodia barretti
Lineage: Eukaryota; Metazoa; Porifera; Demospongiae; Tetractinellida; Geodiidae
Source: the annotation of a GenBank genome assembly